This is a messenger RNA of Suricata suricatta (meerkat), 7143 nucleotides long. RefSeq names its product polycystin 1 like 1, transient receptor potential channel interacting (gene PKD1L1). Gene Ontology annotation, cellular component: membrane. The record is from RefSeq and is a predicted model, not a curated record. Gene Ontology annotation, molecular function: protein binding; calcium channel activity. The transcript has 50 exons. NCBI's taxonomy places the organism in Eukaryota, Metazoa, Chordata, Mammalia, Carnivora, Herpestidae. Gene Ontology annotation, biological process: detection of mechanical stimulus.
AUGUGCAAGUGCCUCUGUGUGCAUGAUGGUCUCGGCGGUUGGGGUGUGUCCAGGUUUUACUCGAUAGCCCUGAUCAGCGGAGGUGUCCCCCACACCAACUUCCCUGAGGCUGUGGCUGCUGAGGAGGAGGACAUCCUGGGGGCUGAAUCAUCCCAGUGCCCUGCGCCCCCUCUACCCGCAGGGAAAGGAGAGCGGGCAGGCAGGUGCGUCGGGACUGCCUUCUGCCUGUCCCCUCGUGGCGCUGAGCCCUCAAGAGCAAAAGCAGAGGAGCACGGGAGUCCCCAUCUGCCCCACUCGGACGGAGGGCCAGCAGAGGUCCGCGCUAACCCUGCGCCUUUUGGGAGCACUGACCAGCCCAGCUGUCCUCCGGGUGUGCUGACACGGGCAAAAGGAGACUCAGGACUGGAGAACCCACCGUCACUGGUGUCCUGGGACAAGAACACUCUGGAAAAAACCAGUGAAGCGCCGUUAAGUAUGGUCACUGGGAGGAUAUGGGCUGCUUCAGAUCCGGGCGACCGUGCCGUCAGAGAUACACAGGAACCUUCAGUUUCAACCUCAGGCUCCUGGGGCUGCCAUGGCUCGUACCCCUGUCCCCAAUGGAUGUGUGUAGCUGGGAACACAAGCCAUGCCUCCUGCCAUCUUUUCCAGUGCACCUGCCCCAUCGUGAGCCCCUGCAGCAUGACAGCGGAGACCCUUUGCUGCAUCCCGGAAUGGCCGCGCUCUGCAGAGGAUGUGGCCCUUCACCUGCUCCCAGGGACUGAUAUUGUGUCGGCCACCGCUGUUGAGUCCACUCAGACCAGCGCCCGGAUUGCACGCUCUCCCACCUUGCCCAGAAGCUCCCUUGGCCACAGUGGCUCGGCGUCCUGGUCUCGUCCCAAGCGGCUCUGUCCCCUGGCUCAGUGUCCCCCCAUGGCCAUCUCGGUGCAAGUUCCUGCCGAUGCAGUCGAGCCUGCCGUCCAUUGCUUCCCAGAGGCUGACGCUCAGGCCCCUCUGAGUCUGGGGGUCCGGGUCCAGGUGGCUUCCCUCAAGGCUCUGUGUCUCCUGCUGGAUUUCGGGGACGGCUCUGAGGUUCGAGUGAGGAUCCACGAUGCGGCCGAGGGAGCAGCCGUCAUCGCCUACCACCAGUUCGGGAAAGAAGGAGUCUAUAUGCUCAAGGCAGUUAUUCUCAGUGAGUUCCAUGGAGCUGAAAAGGAGCUUGGCCCCUAUUAUGUGGAAAUUGGCCACACAACCGUGUCCGUGUCCAUGAACUCUAGCAGCCUCCACAAGGACGGGCUUGUUGUCCUCAUGGGCUCCCACACAGAUCAAAAAGGCACUGUCAUCACACAUCGUUUUCCAGCCGGUCCCUCUUGGAACGUGUCCUUCAUGUCUCAGACCCGAGCGGGCAGCAGCCAGACAUGGGCCCCCGUGACUGUUCAGUACCAGAUGCAGCCCGUCUCUGUCUACACUAACGGAACCGUGUUUGCCACCGACACCGACAUCACCUUUCUGGCUGUUACCAAGGAGACGACCUCCCUGGUGUUCCUGUGGUUCUUUGGAGAAGGCCCACCCAUGAGGACAACUUCCAGGCUGGUUAAGAAAAGACUCCGAAUCCCCAAGUGGUACAGCGUGACAGUGCAGGCUUCCAGUGGGCUGGGCAGGGUGGCCUCGGAGCCCCGCCACAUCAGGACGCAGAGGAGAAUUGUCGCCAACCGGCUUGUGUCCCCAUCCUCAGCUCUGCUCAACACCAGUGUGACCUUCGAGUGCAGACUCACCUUUGGCAGCGACGUGGCUUUCCUGUGGGACUUUGGGGAUGGUGCUGUGAGCCCGGGGGGCAGCUCCUCCACCCAUAGAUUUGGCAGGGAAGGGGAGUUUACUGUCCAGGUCCUUGCCUUCAAUGACGUCAGCGCUGCCUCCCUGAGAAAGCAACUUUUUGUGGUGCGUGAGCGGUGCCAGCCACCCCCUGUGAUGCGCAUGGGGCCUCAGAAGCUGCAGGUGUGGAGAUCUCAGCCCGUGAAGCUGGGCGUGACGUUCGAGUCUGCAAUCCUCUGUGACAUCUCCCAAGGCCUUUCCUACACCUGGACCUUCUGGAACUCAGAGGGGGCACAGGUGCUGCUGCCCCCGGCUGUCAGCACUCAUGGACAGACCCUCACUGUCCCCGGCUACUUCCUGCAGCCCGGCAACUACACCGCGCUUGCCAAGGUUCAGGUGGAGGGCAGCGUUGUGCACAGCACCUACUGCGUAGGGGUGGAGGUGCGAGUCCGGGCCCCUGUCAGCGUCAUCUCCGAGGGCACACACCUGUUCAUCUCCAGAGCCCCCUCAUUCACCGUUAUCCUCAGGGGGUCCCAGUCCUAUGACCCAGACAGUCCUGGGGCUGUUCUCAGGUAUCACUGGGAAUGCACUGCGGCCAGCACCCCUGGACGCUCCUGCUUCGCCGUCUCCUCUCCACAGAGCCUGGAUGCCAGAGCCCCCACCUUUUCCUUCCCUGCGGGCUCUCUGAGCGACAGCUAUGACCAGUUCCUCGUGACACUGAUGGUGUCCAGCGGCGGCCGGAACUCUUCAGAGGCACAGGUGUUCCUGUCCACUCGCCCUGACUCUGAGCUCAGAUUCGUUCACAUUUCCUGGGUCAACUUUAGAGACAUCUUUGUCAACUGGAACGAAGAACUCUGUCUUCAGGCUGAGUGCGAAGGCUGUGGCAAGGUGUCUGGGCUCUCCUACUCCUGGGACCUCUUCCUAGUCAACGCAACAGAAGGGACUAGCAUGGAAGCUCCCUUCUGUAGGACAGUGGGGCUGCUGGGCUCUGCCGGACUGGGGGCCGCUUCGAGGCCACCAGAGUCCAGCCCACCAUCCACGGAGCCGAGCUGGCCAGAGCCCCACGCAGCAGGAGUACCGUCCUCACGGGAGCCAUCGCCACAGACCUGGGGCCAGCCCGGCCUUUCAGUCACAGGGAAACCCUCCUUUGGGCCCAUGGUCGGCUGGCACCGGGUUCCCACCAUGGGUGAUGCUGCAGCCCCAGGAGUGACUCCCCAGGACCGGGGCUCCCCAGGACCCAGCCCCGGUGGGGGGAGUUCACCGACCCAGGGCCCAUCCCCUUCCCCCUCUGAUUUUGAAGCCUAUUACAGCAACAUUCAAGAGGCAGGGCCGUCCAGAGGGAGACAGCCCGCUGACUGGACCGACACCAGCCUGCCCGGAUCGGGUCCGAGUCCCAGUGCUGACGGGGACAACCUGCUGGGCCCCUUGCCCCCUGCGGCUGCUGCCAGGCCGCCUCUCAUGGUUGACUGGCACAAGUCCCUCGUGAGCCGCACGCUCUUCCACGGCUACACCGCCUCCGGUAUCACGGGACGGACUGUGACGAUAAAGCCAUUCUCCCUGAGCCCUGGGAAGACCUACGUUCUGCAGGCCACUGUGGCUUCCAAGCCCGGCCUCCUGGGACGAGCUCAGCUCUAUGUGAUGCUCAGGCCAGCUCCGCGGGACGUGGCCUGUCAGGUGCAGCCACAUCGUGGCCUCGAGGCACACACUAUCUUCAGCAUCUUCUGUGUGUCCGGGAGACCAGACUUUCAUUACGAGUUCAGUUACCAGGUAGGAAACGGGUCCAGACACACUUUGUACCGAGGGACAGACAGCCAGUACUACUUCGCACUGCCCGCGGGCGAGCCCUCCGAUGGCUAUAAUGUUGUGCUGUCCAUCAAGAUCACAGAUGGCAUGGGCUCUCAGGUGCAGCCAUGCUCUGUGGCCGUGACUGUGCUGCCCCGUCUCCACAGGGGCCUCUGCCCGGAUGAGGACAUCUAUAAUUCCAGCCUGAAGCAGCUGUCCACCCUUCGGCUCAUGCGCAGUCACACAGAAGCCAGGAACUAUAUUGCCAUGAUCACCAGGGUCCUGAGUCGCUGGGCUACGGACGACAGCAGACCCCCGUGUGGACAGUGGUCCCGAAUACAGGAUGCGCUGAUUUCUUCAGCCUGUGGACUGCCUUCUGUGGAUCAGGAUGGUCUCUCUGCCACCAGGGAGUGCGAGCUCCACGUCAGCGCAGGACAGAUGGAGUUCCACACGCUGCUUCAUCGUGACCGUCAGGGCGCCACGCGGAGCUUGGGCUCCGUGCGGGUGCAUUUACCCGGAGACCUGGCAGAGACGCGGAGCCCAUGCUGCAUUAGCCAGCUCAUGUUCUUCAGGAAGAACCCGUUUCCCGGGGGACGAACUCCUGGCCAGAUGGGCCCGCUCCUUGCCCUGUCCCUGUUCACCUGCUCCAGCAGGAGACCCAUCAGCAGACGGCGGCUGACAGAGCCCCUGGCUGUGGAGUUCGGGGAGGAAGAUGGUCUGGAUGAGAGGAGAGACAGCACAACGUUCGUGUUGCUUCGGGAGAGAGUGAAUUUUCAUCAGUUCUCUGGGUGUUCCGAAACCUCCCGGGAGUCUCUGCAGAUAAGGAUAGAAUUCUCCAGGCCCGUUUCAAGAGCGUUCCCGGUCAUGGUGCUCAUAAGGUUCUCUGAGAAACCUACUCCUUCUGAUUUUCUUGUGAAAAAGGUGUAUGUCUGGGAUGAGCCCAUGGUGCACGUGUUUGUCCCUGCCAGUUCUCUGAGAGAUGCAGGCUCGGGGUAUCUAUCCUUACUGGAUGCUGACCACGACAGAAGCCCUCGGAACCAGCACCUCGCCAAGGCUGUCAACUACACUGUGCGUUUCCAGGGGCUCCAAUGCCUCUUCUGGGAAACGGGAGCGUGGAGGUCUGCAGAUGCCCCUCCAAAGCCAGGGGCUUCCCCAGACAAAGUGCGCUGCAGUUACGAUCGCCUCGCCCCGGUCUCCAUUGCAAGGAGAACCCUGAGCACCAGUUUUUCAGUGGAGGACAUUUCCAUGCUGCAGAGACGCCCGGAAAACCUGCUUCCUGGUAUUUUGAUUGCGGUUUCCACGGUGCUUUAUGCACUUCUGGUUACCAAAACCAGGCGUGCAGAUCAUCAGGAGAGAGCGAGCGCAGGCUACAUUUUCCUGCAGGAAGACGCGCCAGCCGACGCCCCGCUCUAUGCGGUUGUUGUGGACACAGGCUUCCGGGCCCCCGCCCGCUGUAGCGCCAAGGUUUACAUUGUUUUAUGUGGAGAAAAUGGAGUUUCAGAACCCAGAGAACUCUACUGUCCAGAGAGGCCCCUGUUUAAAAGGAACUCCAGACACACCUUUGUUCUGAGCACCUCGGCUCGGCUGGGCCCUCUCCGCAGGAUCCGCCUGUGGCACGACAGCUGCGGGCCCUGCCCUGCCUGGUACGUGAGCCACGUCAUGGUGCAGGAAUUGGGCGCCGGGCCCACGCCGAGCUGGCUCUUCCCCGCUGAGUGCUGGCUGGCUGCGAACCAUGCAGACGGCCGCGUGCAGAGGGAGCUGGCCUGCCUCUGCCGUGGCCCCGGCUUCUGGAAGCUCCUGUACUCAAAGUUCACCGAGUACCUGGAGGACUUCCACAUCUGGACGUCCGUGUACAGCCGGCCCUCACCCCGCGGCCUCCUGCACACCCCGCGCCUCACCGUCGCCUUUGCCUUGCUGUGCACCUACUCAUGUCUCACCGCCCUGGCCACCGCCUCGGGGCAGGAGCAGCCUGUCCUGGAACUGCUCCUGUGGGCUCUUGGUGCCCCUGACCCGGCCCCUGGGUCCUUCCAGACGGGGCUCCUGUGCACCCUGUUGGCGUCUCCUGCUGCUCAGCUCUUGUCGCUGCUCUUGAGGCUUGCCCAGGAGCCUAGCAGGCUGUCCCCAGUGAAGGCCCUCCUGCCCCCAAGGAGGGCACCCUUGGGGACCACACAGGGCCCUGACUUGCACGGCAGGACACCAGAGACUCAGAAGGGACACAAGCAUAACAUUGUCUCUGGGCUCGCCAGGGCCCAUGGGAGGGCCACAGGCGGUGACGACGCAGGUGGUCCGGCCCCGGAGCUGGAAGCCUGCAGAGCUGCCCCCGGCCAGCGGGCCACAGGGAAGGAGGGUGACUGUGGCACACUCGGCGCUCGAGCACAUCUGUUAAUACGUGUGCCUCUUCCCUGCUCCCCCUCAGUCCCCACCAGUGGGCCUGGACGACCUGCGGCCCUCCAGCAGCCAAGGGCACUGCCGCCUUGGUCCAGCUCCAUAGCGUGGGCCAUCUGCUGGCUGGUCUCCAUGGCCUGUGGCUUUGGGACGGCAUUUCUGGGCUACAGGUUUAACCCGACACAGUGUGCACAGUGGCUGCAGGUGCUGACCCUGUCCGUGCUGUGCUGUGUGUUCGUCACUCAGCCACUUCUGGUCGGCCUCCUGGCCUUGGGCUUUGCCUGGAGAAGGAGAGACGACCCGCAUUUCUUCAUGGAGUCUCUGCAAGAGGCCACCAGGGACCUGGGCUCCGAGCUGGAAGAGCAUGCGAGGACCCGCAAGCCCUGGUGUGCACGCUCGAUGGAGGAGAUGGUGGCUGCCCGACAGCGAGCGCGUCGCCUGGGCUGGGCACGUCCACCAUGUGCAGCCCAGCUCCACGUCACCAGGGAGAGGAUGAGAAGAGACAGCCAGACGUGGGGGGCCCUGAGGGACACUUGCGUGUACACCCUCCUGCUGCUCCUGCACUGGAUCAUACUGUGUGGGAAGGGCUCCUGGGAUGAACAUGCCCUCAAUCAAGCUGUCCGCAGCGAGUUUACAAGGAAUGUCAGGAGCUCCUCCGGUGGCCUGAUGAGUGUGGAGGCCUGGUGGGGCUGGAGCCUGACCACGCUGCUGGACGGCCUGUACGGGCAUGGUGCCCCCACAGUCGGCCCGCCGGGCACUCAGCCUGGAGCGCUCGGUGGGACGUGCCAACUCAUGGGGACUUUGCUCAUCAAACAGUUGAGAGAUUUGUCUGACGAGUGCGAGCUGAGAGGUUCCCUCACGAGUUUUCCUCGAAAAAGAAAAUCUUUCCCAAGCAAACCCCUGGUGAGACUAGAAGACAUGGCCGCGUGCGUGUGGGGACGGUGCCUGGCCUGGCUGGGACUGGCGCAGCCACAGCAGACAGAGGCUGAGCCGGCCGAGGGGCAGCGUUGCUACCUGGAUGAAGCUGCGGAUCUGCUGGAUGAGCUUCUGCUGAAGGUGAACCGCUUGUCCUGCAGCCUGCGACAUCCUCUCCCAGAGCAGCACUGCGGGGAUGCGGCAGAGGCUAGGGCAGAAGGCAGUCCCUUGCUGGGUGUUUCUGCCUAACAAGCCAGUGGGGUAAGCAAAUGA